GCCCCUCCACCCCGACCCAUUGCUCCACACAGACACACACACUCCGAUCAGUCAUCAGUCUCAUCACAGUAGCAGCGCACUAGCUUCAGCUAGCCACUCUCCUCCACUUGGUACAUCUCCUUGCAUCAACGACAGCUAGCAAUGGCCACCGCUGAUGUCCAGAACCCGACAGCCGCGCUGACCGAGGAGGCGCCCGCAGUGGAGACGCCGCCGCCGGCCGUCGCCGCCGAGGAGGUCGCGAAGACGGAGGAGGAUCCCGCGCCGGUGGAGACCGCAGCCGAGGUGCCUGCACCCGUCGAGGCCAAGGAGGCGGAGCCGGCAACUGCUGAGGCGGAGGAGACCAAGGAGCCAGAACCAGCAGCCGAGACCGAGGCGCCCAAGGAACCAGAGGUAGAGGCACCAGCCCCAGUCGAGGCAGAGACCAAGGAGGCCGAGCCCGAGGCAGUGGCGGAGCCGGCGGUCGCCGAGGAGGUGGCUCCUGCCGAGCCAGAGGCCGCCGCUCCCGUCGUCGCUGAAGAAGCACCGGCGGCACCGGCACUGGCACCGGAGGAGGCACCCGCGGCAGCGGCGGAGGCCGAGCCGGCCAGCGAGUGAGGCCGCGCGUGAGAGUUGGCUCAGCGUCGCGUGCCUGCCAUGCCACGGUGGCAGUCGUGUACUCCUACGUGGCACGGCGUGAUGCUUAGUCAGCCAGCAGACUGGACUGGAGUGGAGUGCUACUACUUUUUACUAGGUGUCGGGUGGUGUGCGCGGUGUCGCGUGACGUGGGCUAAAAUAAAGUGUGGUCGAGUGUGGAUGCCCAGUGUCACCGGCACUGCAUCUUUGUCGUA
Lolium perenne is the source of this 827-nucleotide messenger RNA. RefSeq lists its product as uncharacterized. NCBI's taxonomy places the organism in Eukaryota, Viridiplantae, Streptophyta, Magnoliopsida, Poales, Poaceae. The record is from RefSeq and is a predicted model, not a curated record.